UAUGCUAGUCAAGGAUUUACACCUCGCACCAGCAAACAAUUAAAGAAAUGUUGGGAUAAUAUGAAACAAAGAAAACGAAAAUUAAGCACGACGUUCCGGCAUGAACGGCUUAUGACAGGUGGAGGUCCUGCGUCAGUACAGCCGAAUGAUCCAGUGAUGGAAUUUAUGGAUGCAACCAAUCAAAACUUAGAUGUAGAAAUUGCUUGUGCAUUUGAUAGCACUGCAGUAUUUGAAAAAGAAUAUAAUGUAAAGACGGAUUGUAAGUCUACGAAAGGAACAUACAUCAUCCAAGAUGAAAGUGAGAAUGAAGAGGAAAAUGUUAUCAAUACAAUUGAUAUAUAUGAUCACAGCGUUCCAGCUAUUUCUCAUAACACACCAUUGAAAAAGAGGACAACUUGAAAUAUUAAAAACAUAAACAACAUUCGUGACGAGAAGGAAUUAAGAAUAAUAAAAAUAAGAGAAGCAAUCGAGCAGCAGAGGGAGCUUCAUGCUGCCAAAAUGAAGAUUGCUGAAAAAGAGGAGAAGAUCGUCCUGCUGAAACUUUUAAAGGAAGAAGAGACGAUCAAGCAAAUUGCAUAAUAUUAUAAGUAUUACGAGUAUUAUUAUUGUUAAUUGUAUAGUAUUAUAUUAAUAUUAUAUAAGACUGUGUUACUUUCUCUCAAACC
Messenger RNA from Trachymyrmex cornetzi, 665 nucleotides. RefSeq lists its product as uncharacterized. The transcript has 4 exons. The annotation marks the transcript as partial. The record is from RefSeq and is a predicted model, not a curated record. NCBI's taxonomy places the organism in Eukaryota, Metazoa, Arthropoda, Insecta, Hymenoptera, Formicidae.